UGAUGCUUCCCUUUUUUGAUUCUUCUCCGACCCAUGCCCAUUGAAUAAUCGUGCAAACACAAUUUCCUUUCAGCCUCGUUCUGAUCGAUAGUGUGGAUUGGUGACUGUAAAUCUAACCCCGCUGCUGCGUUUGAAGGCAAGAAUGGCCAAGUCUGCUGAUCCUAAUUCGUUUAGGCGAACAUGGGACAAAGAAGAGUUCGCCAAGCGUGCCCAAGACCGUGCUGAUGAUCUAGACGAUGACGACCUUGAGCCACCAAAGAAGAAGCCCCCCGUCAAGAGAGAGCUGCUCAAACGACGAGAUUAUGAGGUGGACUUGGACUCCAAGUUGAACAAGUCAAUUGUCAUCACCAAGGCCACACCGCUAUCACAGACUGGAGGGUACUACUGCAAUGUGUGCGAUUGCACCGUCAGGGACUCAAUCAACUUCUUGGAUCACAUUAACGGCAAGAAGCAUCAACGCAAUUUGGGAAUGUCGAUGCGCGUGGAGCGCUCUACCGUGGACCAGGUGAAAAAGCGCUUUGAGUUCAACAAGCGCAAGAAGGACGAGCAGAAGCAGAAAUACGAUCUCCAGGAGAGACUGCACGAAGUUCAGGAAGAGGCCGAGCGUGUUCGACAAGCGCGCAUCGAUCGUCGCAAGGAGAAGAAGAGAAAGGCCGAGGAAGAAGAGGAGGAAGAGCUAGACCCGGAGAUUGCCAAGAUGAUGGGCUUCGGUAGCUUUGGCGCCAAGAAGAAGAAUUGACCAAGCAAAGCAGGAACCCGGCCCGGCGUGUUCCUUUGUGGAGUAAGCCAACAGCCAACAGAAAAAUGCAUGCGCAUGCCUUGACCAGUUAUCCAGUUUAAAUUUUCUCUCAUCGUGCUGUGCGCGAUUUUCAAUUUUCUCCUUCCAUGUGUACAUAGCCCUCAUCUGAUUAUUUGAGUACUUUGUCCUGUACUGUGUUCUGCUUGUGACUCCUGAUCCAUACGCAAGUCAUUGAUCACGGUUUGGUGGUGUUGUUGUUGCUGUUGUUGUUGUUGUUGUUGUUGUUGUCGUCGUCGUCGUAGUCAUGGCGCGCAACACAUCGUCCGAGUGUAAACUUAUAUUGAUGACUGUCGCGUCUCUCUUGUCCCAUUCAACGUGGCCUGGCGUCUCACGUCCUCUCCAUGUACAUGUAUAUAUAUUAUAAUUAUAUUGCUUGUAAAUACUCCGAGUGUAGUUUGUUUGCUCUCUACUUACGCUCAGUGCUGAUGGAGCACCCCCGCUGAUGUUAUUGUUACUGUGAUCUUCUUGCUAUUGCAGAUUGUUACAUCUGUAGAUGUGCCAUAUUAUAUUUUGUCUGAUUCUCCAGAUACCUUGUAUGUUGUGAGCAGAUGCUUGGCAUUAUCGUGUUGUUACCAUGGUUAUGCAAGCUCGUCUGAUCAACAACGGAGUAAGUUAUGUCAUCUGGCUACUAACCUGAA
Messenger RNA from Sycon ciliatum, 1437 nucleotides. RefSeq names its product zinc finger matrin-type protein 2-like. Lineage: Eukaryota; Metazoa; Porifera; Calcarea; Leucosolenida; Sycettidae. Gene Ontology annotation, biological process: mRNA splicing, via spliceosome. Gene Ontology annotation, cellular component: U4/U6 x U5 tri-snRNP complex; spliceosomal complex. Gene Ontology annotation, molecular function: zinc ion binding; nucleic acid binding. The record is from RefSeq and is a predicted model, not a curated record. The transcript is spliced from 8 exons. Bases 143 to 739 code for a protein of 198 amino acids.